AUGACUUCUUCCAACCACGACCAGCGGCUGGAGCACCUCCUGAGCGCCGUGGAGAGCGAGUUCCAGAAGGGCAGCGAGAAGGGCGACGCGUCCGAGAGGGAUAUUAAACUCAGCCUGGAGGACGCGGAGUUGUGGAACAAGUUCAAAGAGCUGACCAACGAGAUGAUCGUGACGAAGACGGGGAGGAGGAUGUUUCCAGUCCUGAGGGCCAGCGUCUCCGGGCUCGACCCGAACGCCAUGUACUCGGUGCUGCUGGAUUUCGUGGCCGCGGAUAACAACCGGUGGAAGUACGUGAACGGGGAGUGGGUCCCCGGCGGCAAACCGGAGCCGCAGAGCCCCAGCUGCGUCUACAUCCACCCGGACUCCCCCAACUUCGGGGCGCACUGGAUGAAAGCGCCCGUCUCCUUCAGCAAAGUCAAACUCUCCAAUAAACUCAACGGCGGCGGACAGAUAAUGCUGAAUUCUCUGCACAAAUACGAGCCGCGGAUACACAUCGUGAAGGUCGGCGGCAUCCAGAAGAUGAUCAGCAGCCAGUCCUUCCCCGAGACGCAGUUCAUCGCCGUCACGGCGUACCAGAACGAAGAGAUCACCGCCCUGAAGAUCAAACACAACCCCUUCGCCAAAGCCUUCCUGGACGCCAAAGAGAGGAGCGAUCAUAAGGAAGUUCCUGAUCACAGUGCGGACAGUCAGCAGUCCGGCUAUUCUCAACUGGGAGGGUGGUUCCUCCCGGGCCAGAGCCCCAUCUGCCCCAGCAGCAGCCCGCCUCAGUUCAGCGGCUCGGCCGGACACUCCUCCGGCUCCUACUGCGAGCGCUACUCCAGCCUGAGGAGCCACCGGGCGGCCCCGUACCCCGGACACUACACCCACCGCACCUCCAGCACCAAUAACUACAUGGACAACAGCUCCGGGACGCUGCCGGCUCACGACAGCUGGUCUGCUCUGCAGAUUCCCAACUCCAGCGGCAUGGGGACGCUGUCCCACACCACCAACUCCACGUCCAACUCCAGUCAGUACCCCAGCCUGUGGUCCGUGGCCGGCACCACCCUCACCCCGUCCGGAUCCGCCUCCGGCUCCAUACCCGGAGGCCUGACCUCCCAGUUCCUGAGGGGCUCGUCCUACUCCGGCCUGACCUCCUCGCUGCCCGUCUCCUCGCCCUCCUCCAUGUACGACCCGGGCCUGAGCGAGGUGGGCGUCGGCGAGGCGCAGUUCGAGAGCUCCAUCGCCCGGCUCACCGCCACCUGGGCGCCCGUGGCUCAGAGCUACUGA
Salarias fasciatus (jewelled blenny) is the source of this 1266-nucleotide messenger RNA. RefSeq names its product T-box transcription factor Ta (gene tbxta). The coding region runs from base 1 to 1266 and encodes 421 amino acids. The record is from RefSeq and is a predicted model, not a curated record. Gene Ontology annotation, cellular component: chromatin; nucleus. The transcript has 8 exons. Gene Ontology annotation, biological process: regulation of transcription by RNA polymerase II; somitogenesis; positive regulation of DNA-templated transcription. Gene Ontology annotation, molecular function: RNA polymerase II cis-regulatory region sequence-specific DNA binding; DNA-binding transcription factor activity, RNA polymerase II-specific. Lineage: Eukaryota; Metazoa; Chordata; Actinopteri; Blenniiformes; Blenniidae.